GUUUUGUAUCGUAGAAAUGAGCAAUUACAACGUAUUUCAGAACUCCAUCGCUGUUAUGAUGCAUUGCAAUACCCCAUUUUGUUUUGGAGAGGGGACGAUGGCUAUCAAAUCAACAUACCAAUGAUAAAUCCAACAACUGGUCAAAAAUCAACGAAAACCGUCAGUGCGAUGAAUUUUUAUUCGUAUCGAUUGAUGAUUCGCCCUCAAGAAAACAAUUUUAUUUUGCGAUGCAAUCAACUUUCGCAUCAAUAUAUCGUCGAUAUGUACGCCAAAAUUGAAAGUGAGCUAUUCAAUUUCAUCCGUCAGAGUCAAGCCCGAUUGAGAUCAGAGGAAUACAUACAUUUGCGUGACGCAAUAAUCAAUGAUGCAUUUAUCGAUUUGCAAGUCAUUUUGGACGAAAAUAUAUUAAAAAAUUCAAUGCUCCAGGAGCCCUUGGAAAAACAUGUUUAACUUUAUUUAUUUUAGCA
Messenger RNA from Anastrepha ludens (Mexican fruit fly), 467 nucleotides. RefSeq lists its product as uncharacterized. Bases 121 to 450 code for a protein of 109 amino acids. The record is from RefSeq and is a predicted model, not a curated record. The transcript is spliced from 2 exons. Lineage: Eukaryota; Metazoa; Arthropoda; Insecta; Diptera; Tephritidae.